GGCUCCCCGCCGACCUCGUGGGCGGAGCCAGCAGCGGGCGGGUGGAGCCCUCCGGAAGACUAGCUGGUGCUGUGCUGGAGGGGAGUGCGCCCGCCUGGGUGAGCCGCACCCCGGGCUCCACUGGGCCGCGGGCUAGGGCGACCCGUGGCACAGGCAACCGUGGGGAAGCGCCUUGAAGCAGGGGCGCUAGAAGACUCCAGGUUGCGGCCCAAGAGGCCGCGCGCUCGUUGACCUGGCCGCUGCCGCUGCCCAGACACUAAAGCUGCAGCCAGCGAGGUGUAUCCUGGUCUAGGUGUACCCGCGGAAAGCGGGUUCAGGGAAUCCCUCCCAUCGCUGCUCCCCGCCUCGCUGUGCUGUUGCGAAAGGCCCUGCGGGAGGGUUAGGGUUUAUCAGGAGUGGCAGUAACCCGCCCUGGGCCGCCCAUGCUGGGGAAUUUCGAGAAGACCCACUUCCAGUCUGGAGGCCGGUGUGAACGUUGGGCGUAUUUUGAGUGGGGCUGUGGUCAGUAGAAGGCUGGAAAAGAAUAAAAUCUGUUACCAGUCCUCCCCUAAAGAAACACCUGGAGCUGAAAGCCUCAAGAGCGGGCGCUCACGCCCCUAUCUCUGGCCCCACCAGCGUCCACCGCCGAUCUGGUGAAGAGACUGAAGCCCAGAUAGUUGAAGUGCCUUAGAGCUUUUAAGUGCAAGAAUCAGGACUCUAACCCAGGCUGUCUGAUUUUAAAGCCUGCCCUCUUUCAAAUCUGUGUCCAGGCAGAAGUUUUAAACAUAUUUUUGCAAGCUCUGGAGUGCUGGCUGUAUGAGGGUGCUCCUGGAUCCCUCCUCUCCUGCCGUGCACUCUGCUAGAAGAAGAGAGAGGCAUGCCCUGAAACCUACCCAACCGCUGCCUCCCAACAAGGCGGUACUUAAUUUAAGAGCAGAGUCAGGUUUUCAGGGUUGUUAAAGUCACCUCAGCCUCUAGGAGCCCCCAGGUUCUGGUGCCGCAGGAUAUGCCUGAGGGCGGGAGGCUGUGAUCAGAGGAGGACCAGGCAGCCGUGAAUCCUCCCAGCAGAGGUCUGGCCGUUUCCCCAGCACAGGAAGACAGCCCCCGCUAGGCAGCCGUCAUCAUGCUGCAGCAGCUCCUGAUCACCCUGCCCACCGGGGCCAGCGCCUGGGUGAAGCUGCACCAUCCAAAGAAGGCCCAGGAGGGGGCGCCCCUGUGGGAGGACGUGACUAAGAUGUUUGAAGGAGAAGCUCUGCUACCUCAGGAUGCUGGUGAGACCCAGGGAGAACAUUUGAAGGAUGAAAGGACGUCUGGGGCUCGAACAGCAGAAUCCCAGGAACAGGUGACCUUCAAGGAUAUAUCUGUGAACUUCAGCCAGGAGGAGUGGGGGCAACUGACCCCUGCUCACCGGAACCUCUACCGGGAGGUAAUGCUGGAGAACUACGGGAACCUGGUCUCCGUGGCAGGAUAUGAACUUUCCAAGCCCAGGGUGAUUUCCAAAUUGGAAAAAGGAGAAGAGCCGUGGAUAACAGAGAAAGAUGGCCUAGAACAUCACAGUGCAGACUUGAAGAGUAAAACAGAAACCAGUAUGUCAACUGCAAAGAAUGAUAUUUUACAGGAACAGUUAUAUCAGGGCAUUGUGACGGAAAGGUUCGUGAGGGAUGAUGUCAUUGAUUCCACAUUGAGAAAAGUCUCCAGAUACAACGAUGAGUUCGAAAGGCCUCAGGACACCCAGGGAAGAAAUGUAAGACAAGCCAUCUUGACCCAUAAGAAGAGAGGCCAAGAAACUAAUAAAUUUGGGGAAAAUAUUGUGAGUUCAAAUGUUAUUGUAGAACAGAGGUACCAUAAAUAUGACACACUUAGAAAGAGGAACAAAUACAAAUUAAAUCUGAUGAACCGUCCAACAAGUUAUAUAAGAACAAAAACCUAUGAAUGUAACAUAUGUGAGAAAAUCUUCAAACAACCCAUUCAUCUUACAGAACACAUGAGAAUUCAUACUGGUGAGAAACCUUUCCGAUGUAAGGAAUGUGGCAGGGCCUUUAGUCAAAGCGCGUCUCUUAACACCCACCAGAGAAUCCAUACUGGUGAGAAACCCUUUGAAUGUGAAGAAUGUGGCAAAGCUUUCAGACAUCGCUCCUCUCUUAAUCAGCAUCACCGAACUCACACUGGGGAGAAACCCUAUGCAUGUGAUAAAUGUCAGAAAGCUUUCAGCCAGAACAUUAGUUUGAUCCAACAUUUGAGAACUCAUUCUGGAGAGAAACCCUUUACAUGCAAUGAAUGUGGGAAGACCUUUCGACAAAUUCGACACCUCAGUGAACAUGUAAGAAUUCAUACUGGGGAGAAGCCUUAUGCGUGCACUGCGUGUUGUAAAACCUUUAGUCAUAGAGCAUAUCUGACACAUCACCAGAGAAUCCAUACUGGGGAGAGACCCUACAAAUGUAAAGAGUGUGGGAAAGCCUUUAGGCAGAGGAUCCACCUUAGCAACCAUAAAACUGUUCAUACAGGAGUGAAAGCAUAUGAGUGCAACCGCUGCGGAAAAGCCUACAGGCACGACUCAUCCUUUAAGAAACAUCAGAGACAUCACACUGGAGAAAAACCUUAUGAAUGUAAUGAAUGUGGAAAAGCCUUCAGCUAUAAUUCAUCACUUACCCGGCACCAUGAAAUACACAGGAGGAAUGCCUUCAGAGAUAAUGAGUAAAAACAGAUUAUCCAACAUGAGGACAAAAGCCAAGUCUAAAUCAGUGAUUCUACACUUUUAAAUUUUAGGGCUCUAAAUUGGAGUUAUUGAUAUAAUGAUACCAACUUCUAAUUUUGCCCAUU
Molecule: messenger RNA, 2799 nt
Organism: Artibeus jamaicensis (Jamaican fruit-eating bat)
Lineage: Eukaryota; Metazoa; Chordata; Mammalia; Chiroptera; Phyllostomidae
Gene: ZFP69
Product: ZFP69 zinc finger protein
Exons: 7
Coding region: 1103-2677 (524 amino acids)
Biological process (GO): regulation of transcription by RNA polymerase II
Molecular function (GO): DNA-binding transcription factor activity; RNA polymerase II cis-regulatory region sequence-specific DNA binding
Source: RefSeq, a predicted model, not a curated record